Hippocampus zosterae (dwarf seahorse) is the source of this 1102-nucleotide messenger RNA. It is a transcript of the gene ppie, whose product is annotated as peptidylprolyl isomerase E (cyclophilin E). Bases 61 to 966 code for a protein of 301 amino acids. The record is from RefSeq and is a predicted model, not a curated record. Gene Ontology annotation, molecular function: RNA binding; peptidyl-prolyl cis-trans isomerase activity. Gene Ontology annotation, cellular component: intracellular membrane-bounded organelle. The transcript has 10 exons. Lineage: Eukaryota; Metazoa; Chordata; Actinopteri; Syngnathiformes; Syngnathidae. Gene Ontology annotation, biological process: protein folding; protein peptidyl-prolyl isomerization.
GUUUUAUAGUUUUAUUCCACCAAUCAGACCGGGGGUUAAAGUUGAACCCUCCCCUCCAAUAUGGCGGCAAGCAAACGAGUUUUAUAUAUUGGUGGGCUAGCAGAGGAAGUGGACGAGAAAGUGUUGCAUGCUGCUUUUAUCCCCUUUGGAGACAUCACAGAUAUCCAAAUACCAUUAGACUAUGAGACAGAAAAGCACAGGGGAUUUGCAUUUGUUGAGUUUGAGCUGGCAGAGGAUGCUGCUGCAGCUAUUGAUAACAUGAAUGAAUCUGAGCUUUUCGGUCGAACUGUCCGUGUCAAUAUCGCCAAGCCAAUGAGAAUCAAAGAAGGAUCCUCUCGACCAGUGUGGUCGGAUGACGACUGGCUGAAGAAGUUCUCAGGCAAGACUAUAGAAGAUGCUGAGGUGGAAGUGGCAGGAGAAGGGGUCAAAAGUGCUGCCCCAGAGGCUGAACCCCCUGCUAAAAAGGGCAGAAUUAAUCCGCAGGUCUACAUGGACAUCAAGAUUGGCAACAAACCUGCAGGGAGACUUCGCUUCCUCCUUCGGGCUGACAUUGUUCCCAUGACAGCGGAAAAUUUCCGCAGCUUAUGCACACAUGAAAAAGGAUUUGGUUACAAAGGAAGCAGCUUUCAUCGCAUCAUUCCCCAGUUCAUGUGCCAAGGAGGUGACUUCACCAACCACAACGGCACAGGUGGCAAGUCCAUAUAUGGCCGGAAGUUCGAUGAUGAAAACUUUGUGCUCAAACACACCGCUCCAGGGCAGCUCUCCAUGGCCAACUCUGGUACCAACACCAACGGCUCCCAGUUCUUCAUCACCACUGACAAAACAGACUGGCUGGAUGGCAAACAUGUGGUGUUCGGAGAGCUGGUGGAGGGGAUGGACGUGCUUCGGGCAAUGGAGGCUCAGGGAACAAAAGACGGCAAGGCAAAGCAGAAAGUCAUCAUCUCAGACUGUGGAGAAUGUGUGUAAAAGAAACCGAACUUCAUGCGCCUGUUUGACUUUGUGCGUGAUAGGUGCCGUCCUUUACACCUUAAGUCCAAAUAUUUUGCAAUGUAAAUAUUUCAAACUGUUUUGUUUUUUAAAAUUAAAGAAACUGCAACAGUCA